AUGUGGGCCCACGGGCGAGCAAACACACCUGAGCUGGUUACAUCCGCCCUUAUCAAAGGCCAAACAUACGUUGGCAACGAGCCUCUCCACCACCACGCUGUAACACCUAGCUCUACAUCUCUUCCGAAUAUUAUAACACGAACUUCAUCUGAAAACUUAUGUAAUGGGCGAUCUAGCCUUCUGAAUCAGACAUUACACAACCUCAAUAAACUCACUAUUAAUGAUUUCUGA
Messenger RNA from Nezara viridula (southern green stink bug), 231 nucleotides. NCBI's taxonomy places the organism in Eukaryota, Metazoa, Arthropoda, Insecta, Hemiptera, Pentatomidae. The record is from the annotation of a GenBank genome assembly.